CUGGCUCCACCUCUUCGACGUUCUUUUUACCCAGCGAGUUAUCAGUUCUCACCUCAUCCUCUGCGACCUCUUAUCAUACCCAAAACGACCAUCUUCGCAAUCACUCGAGUUCUCCAACGCGCGCGAAUCGGAAUGACAUGUGAAAAUCCCGCCCUUGACAAAACCGCGAUUCACCUCAAGCCUGUUUGACCGACACGGCUACGCAGCAGCGCUACCUCCAUUUUCCAUCAGCAGAUCGAUCGCUCUGCCCACCGACCGAAUGUUCCUCCGGGCGCUCUCCUCGUUACUCUUCUUGACACUCAUUAUUCUAUUGGUACCCCUCACUUUCGAUAUUGGCGGACGCGACGCCGGCCUAGCCUUCUCGCUCUCCAUCGCCUCGUUUUACUUCAUCCUCUCGAUCCUGCGGGUAUCUACACCCGACAGUUCUUCGGUCAGGAAGGCAUGCAUAAACAUCCUGCGAGGUGUACAAUGGCUCGUAUUGCCCAGCCUGUGCAUUUGGGCCUUGGGACGGUUUUCCGUUGAUGCCAACAACAGUGGAGGAUGGGUGGAAAGGACGUUUAGGAACAAGAAAGGUUUCCUAGGUUCACACACUGGCUUUUGGGAUUCUGUCUUCGGACGAGAAGGACUACUGGAAAACACCACUCUUGGAAGUUGGGACAUCUUGCUCCGAUGGUCGUCCCCGAUGUUUCAGCUCCUGGAAGGGUUCUGCAGCCUGCUCGUUAUUCAGGCCGUCGGACAAUUGACGAAGUGGCUCGUCAACCGGAGUGAAUGGAGCGAUGCAUGGCUUCUUACCCUUCUAGUAACGUCGGCAGGAGUGGUGUCGAGUUCAGUCUACUUCCUCUGGCGAGUGCUGCAAUUCCCAGAUGUCUCCAACCUCGACUCCACCCUGAUCGGUAUAGCGAUUGCUUCAGCCAUCUUCCUGUGUGGAUAUGGUAUAGUCUCUGGGCGCGGUACAGCGAUGGAAUCGUCUCUGCUCUUCGCCUACAUUGUGCUGUGUAUCUACCAGAUCUUCACCGACUACAAGCCUAACGUCCCUGUGGAAGCCAAUACACCAUCCUCAGCACCCGAUUUUCCCCCAUUUCCACCGAUUAUCAUGUCCUCAUAUACAGCCAUCAUGUAUGCACUAUCAUCACUCCCGGAAGCUCUGGUGAACGCAUUGGACUUCACCAUAGCAGCCUUUAGAGCUGUCACACCUUCGGUUCUCAUCUCGCUCGGUUAUCGGCUGUUCGUCUUCUAUGCGUCGACUCGCAUUAUUCCGGCCAUUAACGAAAGCGGUGCCAGAGGCUUGAGCAUCGAACCAUCUCUUGACGACAGUAAUGCUGGUAACCAGUUCCUGGCAUUCCUUUCGUGGUUUUCGCCGAGCAUUCUCAUCGCAGUCUACACCAGUCUCCUUAUGCAGCAUUUCGCUACCACCAUGGGCGGCUAUACUCCGGGGUUGACAGAGUCAAUCAGUGCUUGGUGGAGUGGAAACGGCCAGCCUGGAAUGAACGGAAAUAUCUGGAAGUGGAUAAAUCUCGUCAUAACAAUGGGGCUGUAUGCGGUUGAAUUGUGGCUCGGCAAAGAAGACGAUAUUGAUGGCGGGCACUGGAAGGUCGAUUGAGAAAAAGGCGACAUUACAAGAUCGUUUCAUUCAGGACAUCUAUCACUUCCUCAGGUGAGCUAGUCACGACGUACCCAACGUCAACUGGGC
This is a messenger RNA of Exophiala viscosa, 1690 nucleotides long. RefSeq names its product ICE2-domain-containing protein. The coding region runs from base 260 to 1600 and encodes 446 amino acids. Gene Ontology annotation, biological process: endoplasmic reticulum inheritance. The transcript has a single exon. Gene Ontology annotation, cellular component: perinuclear endoplasmic reticulum; endoplasmic reticulum membrane; cortical endoplasmic reticulum. The record is from RefSeq and is a predicted model, not a curated record. Lineage: Eukaryota; Fungi; Ascomycota; Eurotiomycetes; Chaetothyriales; Herpotrichiellaceae.